Messenger RNA from Bacidia gigantensis, 267 nucleotides. RefSeq lists its product as uncharacterized. The transcript is spliced from 2 exons. The record is from RefSeq and is a predicted model, not a curated record. The coding region runs from base 1 to 267 and encodes 88 amino acids. NCBI's taxonomy places the organism in Eukaryota, Fungi, Ascomycota, Lecanoromycetes, Lecanorales, Ramalinaceae.
AUGGUGUCUCGAGCUCCUGGCGCGGUUGCUGCUACCACUACUACUGUUGCCGCUGCUUCCGCUGCUCCCCUUGGGCCUAUGUUUAGGCUCGUAGGCGGUAAAGGCGGCAACACUCGUUGGGCUGCUUUCACCGCUGCCAGUUCCGCUCCUGGAAUCAUCCGAGUAUGUACUGGCCCUUUCAGUACCAAUGGCAAUGGAUCAGCGUCUUCCCAAUUGAAUGGUCAGUUGAAACAUGAAACGGAAGCCCUCUCAAGCAUCAGGGGGUAA